AUGAAUCCAACUGUUGAAGCCUCAAUGAGCUCCGAAUUGUCGACAGACGUUAUUGCUGAUAUUAUAUCCUAUGAUUACCAAGGGAAUUUAACCCACAACAGAAAUACGGUAGACGAAUUAUUUGCUAUUGGUAGAGUUUCCAAGCAAGUUUUCAAUGAGUUUGUUAACAAGUUUUUGGCCACCAACAAAUUCAACUACCGUGAUGUAAAGAUUGAGUAUGACGAUGAGAUACAGGUUAUUACCUACUCUUUUCCAUCGUUCUUUCAUUUGAUAUCUACCCCAAUCUUGUUCACUUUGUUUUAUAAGCAUCCUCAUAAUGAAUCAGAAGAAGGCCACAAGAAAAACUUGAAGAUUAGUAAGAAAAUUAGCUCUAGAUUCAAGAAGCGGAACCAUGAUGCUAUCCAUGAAGAAGAGGAAGAAGAUAGAGGAGAAGAGGAAGACGAAGAAGGUAAUGAGAGCAAGGAUGAUGAUGAAAAAAUAAUAGUUGACAAAACAAAUAAUUUGAUUGUCACUUACUACCAGGUUAAUAACUUUUUGCCUAUUCUCUUGAAAAGUAAGAAUAAAGUGGCCUCAUUAAAUAAAGAUCUUUUGAUUGUUCCCGACGGUGUCAUCCUUAACCCUGAUUCCUUGACUGAACCUAUUUUUUCAAUUGAGAUUACCAAUAUGGAAAACUUGGAGAAGAUGCGGCACAAAAUACUCCACUCUUACAGCAGAUUUAAACGCCCAAAUAGUUACCGUACCAUUUUGUUGUUGAUCUUCAGUUACAACCUUGAUAUUACUGUUGAGGUUUGGAAAAAAGUUCCAAUUCCUCAGAACUAUGAAACCGAAUCUGUGGCGAAAUUGGUUAAAGGUGCUGUUAAUAUUCCAAAAAUUUUAAAUAAAAAGCAAGAAUACCAAAAGAUUUCUGACGCCAUCAGGGAGGCAAAAUAUUUAAAUUUGAACCCACAGAAGCAUAAAUUUACGUAUUACUUGCAAAACAAGGCGUACCCAAUCAGUUAUGAUUCAUGCAACUAUCAAACCAAGAUUGACGAAGAAAACGGUAUACCUUUACACUAUUUUGAUAUCCAUUUCCCUAUUAGCGAUCCAAAGGAAGAAGAGAAAUACAAGAGCUCAAUGAUUUCCUUGCAUUAUGACGAAAUAAGAAACUUGAUUGGCGAGCUAAUCAGAAACAAGGUUAAUAUGUUGAAGGGUGAUGUGGAUAAUUUGUCAAUUGUUGAAAACAUUCGAAACAGGGCCAAAAAGAAUUAUUUCGACCUUUGUGACUUGGAUUUCCCAACUGCUUGA
Saccharomycopsis crataegensis is the source of this 1284-nucleotide messenger RNA. RefSeq lists its product as uncharacterized. The record is from RefSeq and is a predicted model, not a curated record. The transcript has a single exon. The coding region runs from base 1 to 1284 and encodes 427 amino acids. Lineage: Eukaryota; Fungi; Ascomycota; Saccharomycetes; Ascoideales; Saccharomycopsidaceae.